CAAAAUUAAGGUUUCACCUAAAAGACCAGCUAUCUUGAAAGAGCUAAAUUUUAUAGCAACUCUCCGUUCAUUAAGAGGAACUGAAUUGACAGGCUAUUAUGCUUAUUUCAACAAUACUGGUGCAAGGCAUGUGGGACUCACGACUUGGGUUGCUAUAAUUGGAGCUAUAAGGAGAACUUUUUCAACGCCUUCUUAUUCUUUCUAUCUCAAUGGGUUAUGGUGUUGUUCGUCCUACCCUUGGUGGUCUCACCGCAAAGGUGCUCCUUCUUGGAAUAACUUAUUUUGUGGCAUCUAUACUACUAAACAUUACCGAAUACGUUGGUACAAUAAAUGACAUUGCUGGGCGAGCAAGAGUCCUGUUGGUCCUUCCUGAUGCAUUGUUAGAUGCAUUUUUGAUCUUAUGGAUUUUCACUUCUCUUUCCAAGACACUGGAGCAGCUUCAGAUUCAAUAUUUGAAUGAUUACAUCGCUUAUGUCAUCGGCGGCUUUCCAGCCUUGCCCCAUGACCCCUUGGGCGCGCCCCGUUGCGUCCUAGCAAGCCUCCCAAUGCCUAGCGCCACGGACAGCCCCGAGGUCUUGGCUACGCCAAGUGACAAGCGUGCAUGUGCCUCUGUCGCCCCACCGAUAUCCCUCACCAGCGCCCAGCCGCAGGCAGAUGCCAACAACGCCGCGCGCGCAGUCCCUGAUGCCAAAGAGAAUGUUGCUGACAACGGACCUGUUUCUACCCUGUAAAAACUAAGUCUUUUUCAUUGUAAAUAUGGAGUAGUUUUAUUUCAUGUACUUCCAUUAUGUUUCUCUAGCUUAGUCAAGUCUAGUCUUGUAACUUUGAUUUAUUUU
This is a messenger RNA of Nicotiana attenuata, 836 nucleotides long. RefSeq names its product transmembrane protein 87A-like. Gene Ontology annotation, cellular component: membrane; Golgi apparatus. The record is from RefSeq and is a predicted model, not a curated record. NCBI's taxonomy places the organism in Eukaryota, Viridiplantae, Streptophyta, Magnoliopsida, Solanales, Solanaceae. Gene Ontology annotation, biological process: transport. The transcript is spliced from 2 exons. The coding region runs from base 210 to 731 and encodes 173 amino acids.